AUGACCUCUACUCCUAGUUACCCUCCCUCGAGAAGAAUGUCGAGCGCCACAACCUCUACAAGCUCGACUGGCAACGCCGCGGGUCACUCCGCCGUUUCGGAUAUUCGCAGAAGCACGUCAUCCCGUUCCGCCAACUCUCAGCUGGGUUAUGUAGCUCUAAUGCGGAGACAGAAGGCCACGGUGUGGUGUGAUCGAGCACAGCCGGAGGAUCCGCGCCUCCGAGCCCAGAAGCUUGCCGACAAGAAGAGAGCGUACCUCGAAGUCCAUGGCGCAGGCGCUGGUGGACGGGCAAGUACCCUUGGAAGCGGUAAAAUUAAACACUCCAAAGGAGGUACUGAUUUCUCGCCCUCGAACCUCGUGUCGGCUACUGUUCCCGUACGGCUCAGUGCCAAUGAAGUGGGUGAUGCGGAUGAGGAUGCACACAGUGAUCAUGGGUUUCCUCAUCGUCGCACUGGCAGUGGUCGCAGCUCUCUGGGAAGCAACCAUCGUUAUCCCAGUGGCUACCAGCGGACACCCCAGGGCACUAUGGGAAGUAACAGCACUCCCCCAAGUGAGAAGACGGAUUUGCCAAAUGUCACGGAGCAUCCGCCGGCGGAGAGCACGGAGGAAAAGAAAGUCAACGAUGACGCCGCUACCACCUACAGCUUCGAGGCUGCAGAUGAGGACAAUUUUGGGAGCGUAGGGGAGAUGGCUGCCCCGAGUGCAGCUACCACGGCGGCCGAAAAGGCGAGAAGGGCGGACGAACUAAGACGGCGGGGUAGUGUGGACGACCGAACGAGCACGAUGACCAAUGUCCGACUCUUUGUUGCGAAUCCAGACCUCAGUGAUUAG
This is a messenger RNA of Aspergillus oryzae RIB40, 831 nucleotides long. RefSeq lists its product as uncharacterized. The record is from RefSeq and is a predicted model, not a curated record. Bases 1 to 831 code for a protein of 276 amino acids. Lineage: Eukaryota; Fungi; Ascomycota; Eurotiomycetes; Eurotiales; Aspergillaceae. The transcript has a single exon.